This is a messenger RNA of Gregarina niphandrodes, 807 nucleotides long. Its product is annotated as flavodoxin-like protein. The transcript has a single exon. Bases 1 to 807 code for a protein of 268 amino acids. The record is from RefSeq and is a predicted model, not a curated record. Lineage: Eukaryota; Apicomplexa; Conoidasida; Eugregarinorida; Gregarinidae.
AUGUUUCGUUUAUGCACAGCCGUGGAGGGCCCGGAAUUGGAAGGGGAGGAUGUCCAGUUACGGGAGCAGAUAAUGGUGGGCGCAUCUCGGUAUGCGGAUGAGUUGAUAAUGCGUCGGCAUCGAGUGUGUGGAGCGCGAAAGAUCUUGAUUGUGACGUGUACGGAGUCAUGGGGCUAUUCGCAAGGUAAGUUGAACCGAUUGUUGGCAGACGUUGCGGCAACACAUUUGGCUGCUGGUGGUUGCGAAGUGCGAAUGUUUGAAUGUACGGAAGUAAAUAGCUCGCAAUGGAAUGCAGAACAGGAAGUUAAGAAUAUAGUUUGGGCAGAUGCCAUCAUUUUCCAGUUCCCUGUAUGGUGGUUUUCCCACCCCUGGGCCAUGAAGAAGUGGUUUGAUCGAGGUUGGCUGGUGGGGAAAGUGUGUGCUAAUGAUGGUCGCACACGUAAGGAUCCAACCAAACGUUACGGUACUGGUGGACUACUCAACGACAAAUUCUACAUGAUCUCCUCCACCUGGAAUGCACCACAGCCUAUCUUCCGUGACCCUGAAGGCAUAUUCUAUGGUCUAGGCACCGAUAUGAGUCUUAACGCUGUACACGUCACAGGCAGUUUUACUGGCAUGACAGCACUCGAAUCCUUCAGCUGCCACGACGUCAUGAAGGACCCGCAAAUCGACGCCGACAUCGACCGCUACAAGAUACACCUCAACCGUGUAUUCGACCUACAUGCGACCACACCUACCCAUCUCAAUAAGAUGUCUUCUGACCUCAAAUCAGCCGCGCCCUCAAGUGAAUCUUUUUUUGGCAAUUAA